Messenger RNA from Sapajus apella (tufted capuchin), 1819 nucleotides. RefSeq names its product meiosis specific nuclear structural 1 (gene MNS1). Gene Ontology annotation, biological process: cilium organization. Lineage: Eukaryota; Metazoa; Chordata; Mammalia; Primates; Cebidae. The record is from RefSeq and is a predicted model, not a curated record. Gene Ontology annotation, cellular component: motile cilium.
UCUGCUUGGGUCAGCUUUGGUCGCGCGGAAGGCGCGCUGCUCCACCGUUGCCAGGACGCCGCGUAAACACCGAGCAACCGCAGCCUGUUGCGCUCCUUGGCGCGGCUAGUUGCUGCCUUUGCGGCGGGAGGUGGUGGCCGCGGGAGCCCGAGAGGGGUUAUUUUUCGUCAGCUAAGAUGGCUUCCAAAAGGAGAAAUUUGAGCUGUAGUGAAAGACAUCAGAAAUUAGUAGAUGAAAACUACUGCAAAAAAUUGCAUGUCCAAGCGCUGAAAAACAUCAACAGUCAAAUUAGGAAUCAGAUAGUACAGAAUGAAAAUGACAACCGUGUUGAGCGCAAGCAGUUUCUCAGAUUAUUACAAAAUGAACAGUUUGAGUUGGAUAUGGAAGAAGCCAUUCAAAAGGCAGAAGAAAACAAGAGAUUGAAAGAACUCCAGCUUAAACAAGAAGAAAAAUUGGCUAUGGAAUUGGCAAAACUAAAACAUGAAAGUCUAAAGGAUGAAAAGAUGAGGCAACAAGUAAGAGAAAACAGCAUUGAGCUCAGAGAAUUGGAGAAGAAAUUAAAAGCAGCUUAUAUGAAUAAAGAAAGGGCAGCUCAGAUUGCUGAAAAGGAUGCCAUUAAAUAUGAACAAAUGAAACGUGAUGCCAAAAUAGCCAAAACCAUGAUGGAAGAACACGAGAGAAUAAUAAAGGAAGAGAAUGCUGCAGAAGACAAACGAACCAAAGUGAAAGCACAAUACUAUCUUGACUUAGAGAAACAACUUGAAGAACAAGAAAAAAAAAAGCAGGAAGCUUACGAGCAGUUGCUGAAAGAGAAACUCAUGAUUGAUGAAAUUGUUAGGAAGAUCUAUGAAGAAGAUCAAUUGGAAAAACAACAUAAGUUAGAAAAAACAAAAGCAUUGCGAAGGUAUAUAGAAGAGUUUCAGAAAGAGCAGGCUCUCUGGAGAAAAAAGAAACGUGAGGAGAUGGAAGAAGAAAACAGAAAAAUCAUAGAGUUUGCUAACAUGCAGCAGCAAAGAGAAGAAGAUCGGAUGGCAAAAGUUCAAGAAAAUGAGGAGAAAAGGCUACAGCGUCAGAAUGCGUUGACACAGAAAUUGGAAGAAAUGCUGCGGCAACGUGAGGAUCUGGAACAAGUGAGACAAGAAUUAUACCAGGAAGAACAAGCUGAAAUAUAUAAGAGGAAGCUAAAAGAAGAAGCAGAAGAGAAACUGAGAAAGCAAAAAGAGAUGAAGCAAGAUUUUGAAGAACAAAUAGCCUUGAAGGAAUUAGUGCUACAGGCUGCAAAAGAGGAAGAGGAGAACUUUAGAAAAACCAUGCUAGCUAAAUUUGCUGAGGAUGAUCGAAUAGAAUUAAUGAAUGCUCAGAAACAAAGAAUGAAGCAGCUGGAACACAGGAGGGCUGUGGAAAAACUUAUUGAAGAGCGUCGCAAACAAUUCCUUGCAGACAAACAACAUGAACUGGAAGAGUGGCAGUUGCAGCAAAGGCGGCAAGGAUUUAUUAAUGCAAUUAUUGAAGAAGAAAGACUGAAACUUCUCAAAGAGCAUGCUACAAACUUACUAGGCUAUCUCCCUAAAGGAGUAUUUAAAAAAGAGGAUGAUAUUGAUCUGCUUGGUGAAGAGUUUAGGAAAGCGUAUCAGCAAAGAAGUGAAAUUUGUGAAGAGAAAUGAUAUCAUCAAAAUUGGGUAAAUUUUGUAUGUUACCACUAGAUUAAAUUUUGUAUGUUACCACUAGAUGUCAGCAUAACUUUUGUUUUAUAGUUCAGUGGCAGUAGGUAUCCAUUGUCUAUUUGGAUUUUGUAAAUCAUCACUGAAUUUCAUAACUU